AUGUUUAUUACUACUAUCGAAAAUUUAUCGAAUGAGUUGUUCUAUGAAAUAUUCGAUUAUCUUGAUGGUUGUAACAUAUACAGAACAUUUUUAAAUCUUAAUUAUCGAUUUCAACAACUUCUUCAUGGAUCAGCCCUUCAUUUUAAAAUAACCAUUCCUUCAUUAAAUAAAACAGAUGAGGAGGACUAUGAACAACUUUUACUUAUUAAUAAACAACAAAUUCUUUCGUUGACUGUAACAUUAUAUUCAAGCGAGGAUAAUUUUUUUUCGUUAUAUCCAAUUAAUUUAUUUACCUGUCUUGAAUCACUCUCUCUAAGUAGCAUUCAGUCAGAAAUACUUAUUUCAAUACUUACUGAUUUAACUUAUUCAACUCAUCUUCGUUCAUUAACCAUUGACAUUGAUACACAAUCGCCAUCAAGCAAUUUAAAUGAAAUUUAUCGAUUAAUUUUUACUUUACCACAAUUGAAAUAUGUUUCAUGUUCAUCAGAUAGUACUAUUAAAUCUAAAUUAUUGUCAGUUGCUACGAAAAAACAAUUAACAACUAUUGAACAUCUUGUUAUUGAUCAUAACUGUACUUUUAGUCAACUUUCUAUAAUCAUAUCUUAUACACCUAAACUUCGUUAUCUCCAUAUAUCUUCGCUCGAUGAGAAUAACUAUUCAAGUGAAACAAUAUUACCAAUUAAUUUAUUCAAUUUGACCCACCUUUCAAUCAAAUCAUGUGAAAUAACAUUUCAUGACUUAAAGUUUUUUAUUACAGAAACUAAAUGUAAUUUAAAAGUUUUACAUAUUGAUUAUAUACAAUUUUAUGAUCCGCACUAUGUUGAUGAUAAUCGAUGGGAAAGUUUAAUCUCAGAAUGUUUACCAGAAUUAAAAAAAAUUUAUCUUAAUUGUUAUCAAGAGAUUGACACUGAACCUGAUUCUUUAGCAUGUUGUGAACCUCGACAUUCGUUUACUUCAUUAUUCUGGAUUGAACGCCAAUGGGCAUUGGAUGUUGAAAUGAAUUCAUUUGAUAUUGUCUAUUCAAUUGGUUUAUAUAAGGAUCGAUGGUAUGAUAAAAAAUCUUCUAAUGAACUUUCAAAAUUUACUCGAUUUAUUAUAACAGAUGUGCUUGAUGAUGUAUUAGACUUUAUCUUUCUUGGUAUUUUAAUGGUGACGCAAAUUUUUCAUUUGGAAAUUAGAAAACAUACCAUGUGUUCAAAUACAUUAAUUCAAAUCUUAGAUUAUUUAUCUGAACUUGAUUCAUUAAGAAUCUCUUCUUUUAUUUUAUCUGAAUCAAAAUUGUUAUCUUUCACAUCAACUAAAAGUAUAAUUACAAAAGUUUAUUUGGAAAAUAUGAAUUCAAUCGAAGAAAUUGAUUUUAUUAUGCAGAUUUGUCCUCGUUUAACAUAUCUCAAAAUAGAUUUAACGAAUAAGAUUGAUUAUGAAUCAUUUUUCAAAUAUAUUUUACAAAAUAGCCAUCAGUGUCUACAAUUAAUUUGUCUUCAUUUGCCAACAACAAUAAACAACGAACUAGUUAAUAAAUUACACAAUCAUAAGAAAUUAAUUCAGCAUUAUACAAUUGAACUUGAAGACGAUAAUAUCUAUUUACAUCGAAAAUGA
Messenger RNA from Rotaria socialis, 1599 nucleotides. The record is from the annotation of a GenBank genome assembly. NCBI's taxonomy places the organism in Eukaryota, Metazoa, Rotifera, Eurotatoria, Philodinida, Philodinidae.